Molecule: messenger RNA, 817 nt
Organism: Acromyrmex echinatior (Panamanian leafcutter ant)
Lineage: Eukaryota; Metazoa; Arthropoda; Insecta; Hymenoptera; Formicidae
Gene: sing
Product: MARVEL domain-containing protein sing
Cellular component (GO): membrane
Source: RefSeq, a predicted model, not a curated record
AAAAAAUAUUUUUGUGUGUAAGUAGACCGGGAUUUAUUGUGUCGGGGAUUAUUAAAUUUAAUUAUAUCCUGGACGAAAAGAAAAAGAGAGAAAAAGGAGAAUAAUUAAAUAUUAAGUGAAGAGAUAAUAAAAAAGUGUCAGAUCACAAACGAGACAAUUUAAUGAAUGUCACAAUUCAGUACAAGAGCAUGAAAUUAAUCGUCAACAGAAUUAAAACAACAGAAUUAUAGGGACCUAACACAAACAAUAUGGGACCUAUAAUCAGGAUGUCAUCCUCUGGUACGCACGGCACGGGCGGUGUCGGUUGCUGCUGCUUUAGAUGUUGCACGUGCAUACACGUGGAGUUCUUUAAAUCAUUACCAGGAAUCAUAAAAGUUUGUGAAACGGUAAUUAGCGGAUUAAUUCAGAGUUUGCUUAUAAACUAUGGCUUGGGCUACAGUUCAUCUAUUGGCUCGGCUUUCGAAGGAUCGUUGACCACGGCAUCCGCUUGCUUCCUGAUUUCCGCUCUGUUACUCGCUUGCUAUGCAAUUUCUGAAAAAUCUUACAAUUUGAUCCCGUAUUAUAUGAGUCCCGGCUUCGACGUUUAUCCUGCUAUGACAGCCGCUUAUAUCCUAAGUGGCGUCGUGGGAUUAUUACAUGGAGCAGAUGCUUAUUUGUCUUAUGUGCAUUACAAAACUGGAAGAUGAAUUAUGAUAAUUACAGGAAUAUUAACUGUAUAUAAUUUUGCAAUGAGAUGUGGCAAUUAUGUAAUUGUCUAUACUGUUAGUAAUGUUAAUUCUGGAGCACGAAUCUCUUCGAAAAGGAUUGAAUGUUAAAU